AUGCAUCAAUCCAACUUGCGUCUGGUGCUGGCUGGUCUCGCGGUGUACGCGGUUUGGGGCACGCCGCAGGCAACCCUGGUCUACCUCGUCCUCGGCCUCCUCUUCGCCUUCUGGUUCUGGUGGGCCUCCGCCGGCAUGCCCAUCCGGAGGAAGGCACGAAGCAUCCACGCCAAGAUCUCCCUCGAUGCCACCAAGGUCCAGAAGUACAUCGACGAAAAGCGAAAAACCACCAGACAGCACAUCACCAUCACGCACGUCGUCGGCAAGGCGCUUGGUCUGGCCCUGCGGAAUGCUCCCGGACUCAACGGUCGCAUCGUGUUCGAUCGGUUCCUCCCCUUCAAGACAAUCGACAUCAGCUUCCUCGCGAUGGUGGAAGGCGGCAAGAACCUGGCCAAGGUCAAGGUGAGCAACAUCGACAAGAAGGGCGUGGACCAAGUCGCCACCGAGCUCGAUGCCGGCAGCCAGCGCCUGCGCAAGGGUACCGACGAGAACUUCAAGAAGAGCAUGGGUCCGCUCAAGCUGCUCCCGACCUGGCUCAUCAGGCUCGUGGUGAACACGGCCGCCUAUGCCGCUGGCGCCCUGGGCCUCUCCAUCCCCGCGUUGGGCGUGGAGCCUCACCCGUUCGGCUCGUGCAUCAUCACGUCCGUGGGCAUGCUGGGCGUUGACGAGGCCUUUGCCCCCUUCACGCCCUUUGCGCGCGUUCCUCUUCUCGUACUCAUCGGAGCGAUUCACGAGGGCGUCAAGGUGGAGGACGGCGAGACCAAGGUGACCAAGAAGCUCAAGCUGUGCUGCACCAUCGACCACCGCUUCCUCGAUGGCGCUCAGGGCGGAGCAAUGGCCAAGGUGCUGCGCGAUGUGUUCGACAACCCGUCCAUGCUCGACCAGGAGUGA
Acanthamoeba castellanii str. Neff is the source of this 891-nucleotide messenger RNA. RefSeq names its product 2oxo acid dehydrogenase acyltransferase catalytic subunit. Gene Ontology annotation, biological process: pyruvate decarboxylation to acetyl-CoA. Bases 1 to 891 code for a protein of 296 amino acids. The transcript has 9 exons. Gene Ontology annotation, molecular function: acyltransferase activity. The record is from RefSeq and is a predicted model, not a curated record. Lineage: Eukaryota; Discosea; Longamoebia; Acanthamoebidae. Gene Ontology annotation, cellular component: pyruvate dehydrogenase complex.